This is a messenger RNA of Diatraea saccharalis (sugarcane borer), 888 nucleotides long. NCBI's taxonomy places the organism in Eukaryota, Metazoa, Arthropoda, Insecta, Lepidoptera, Crambidae. The record is from the annotation of a GenBank genome assembly.
AUGGGAGACAAGUUAAACAGAGAGUACUUUGCACCAGGUGCAGCAACCUUCAACUUUAACAAUGUGACGGGGGGUGCAGACAGCGCCAGCGGUGGAUCGGGCGGGUCGGGCAUGGAGUGUAUGCAACUGCGCUCGCCGCCUGGUCCGUUCCACUACCUCAUCUCGGAGCAGGCUAAGUCCCUUGUCGCAUUACAGGAACUCCAGAAUGAGGUCGGCGCUUUACUCGAGUUUCGCGAUCUCGUCAUCGAGACAUUUCCCAACUUGCGCUCGAAAAUGCCGCCGUCAACGCCCCCAAGCGACGUCGGCGCGCUCGCAUCAAUCCACCGCGCACGCGCACGCGCGCAAGGAAACCAAAUCCGCCGUGCCCGUGCGCCGCGCCUCGCCCCACGACAAGCCGCGUUCUGGCGGGUCGCAGUCGUCGCCUCCGGCCCAGAAUCACAUGCCAUUAUGUCGAUCAAAACCCGACAGAGCAUCGACGUCAGUGGAGGCCGCGACUCUGUGAGCCGGGAAGCAGUGAGUCGUGAAUCAGUGAGUCGCGAAGGAGUGAGUCGCGCGGCUCUAGCGGAAUACGUGGCUCGCGCGUCUCGACUCGCUCCUCUGUUCCCGCGCCUCCAUACUGUACGUACUCGUCCGCUGCCCUCAGAACUUGCGAUGGAAUACCAGUUCGCAUACGAGAGCCCGCAGAAUCUCGCCCUCGAACUCUCCAAGUCGAUCCUCUACGAGAACGAGUCCGUCGAUGUGGUAUCGUUGAAAUCAAUCGAUUCAGCCGCCGACUCGCUGUGGAACGGGAAACCGCAGCAGUAUUUCGAGAGUAUGCAGUACGGCGAACGAACUGCCGAUUCGGAUGGGAAAGAAUACGACGACGACUCUUUGGCUCCUCGGUCGUGA